CCCUUACCCUCCCUUUCCCCCCUCCUUUUCCCCUUUUCCCUAUUUCCCCCUUUCUCCCAUUUUCCCCUUUCCCCCUCUUUUUCCCUCAUUCCUCUUUUUCUCCCUCCUUCCACUCCUUUCCCCCUCCUUUAUCCCUUACCCCCCUCAUUUAUCCCCAUCCAUCCUUUUCCUUUUCCCCCCAUUUUUUUUCCCCUUUCCCUCUUUCCCUUUUUACAUUAUUUCUCCACCGCCUCAACCUCCCUCACCGCCCAGUUCUCUGCCUCCUCCCGCACCCCCCCCCUCCCUACCUACCUCCCCUUUUUCAUAACUCGGCCAGGAGCGAUCUGGAGGGGGGGGGCCGAGGAGCCAAGCAAACCUGUAGCGGCGGAGCCAGCUGGUGGAGAGGGAGAAGAUGCCAUUCCACCAUGUAACAGCUGGCUUGUUGUACAAAGGCAACUACCUGAACCGAUCGCUCUCCGCUGGCAGCGACAGCGAGCAGCUCGCCAACAUCUCUGUGGAGGAACUGGAUGAAAUCCGUGAAGCUUUCCGGGUGCUGGACAGGGAUGGGAAUGGCUUUAUCUCCAAGCAGGAGCUGGGCAUGGCCAUGCGCUCGUUGGGGUACAUGCCCAGUGAGGUGGAGCUGGCAAUCAUCAUGCAACGCCUGGACAUGGAUGGGGAUGGCCAGGUUGAUUUUGAUGAAUUUAUGACUAUUCUGGGACCUAAGCUGGUAUCGUCGGAAGGCAGAGAUGGCUUUCUGGGAAACACAAUAGACAGCAUAUUCUGGCAGUUCGACAUGCAGAGGAUAACGCUAGAAGAGCUGAAGCACAUCCUGUACCAUGCCUUCCGGGACCACCUAACGAUGAAGGACAUCGAGAACAUCAUUAUCAACGAGGAGGAGAGUUUAAAUGAAAACUCCGGCAAUUGCCAAACAGAGUUUGAAGUGCACGCCCAGAAGCAGAACAGACAGACCUGCGUCCGGAAGAGCCUUAUCUGCGCAUUUGCCAUGGCCUUUAUUAUAAGCGUGAUGCUGAUUGCGGCCAACCAGAUCCUGCGGAGCGGCAUGGAGUAGCCUCUCACCAUGACACUGUGACCCAAACUGACCAUGCAUGCGCAUGCCACCGGGUGAGCUUCCCCCGAACCGACUCUCACACGGCAAAGAGACAGAGGCGGGCAGAUAACGCACCAUUCGACAAGGAGCCUGGGGCCAGCAGCGUAACGUGUCUUGUGAAUCAACCACAUCCUUUUGGCAGGGACAUAAAAGGGCUGUCUUAACGCUUUAAAGGUUUUUUGUUUCCUAAUGCAAUAAAAAUAAAAAAAUAAACAUACGGAAGUCCCGAAUUAUUGCUUCAGAACAGCAACGGUAACUUGGAAGACGCUUUCAUGCAGCAGUCUGCUUUGCAGUUGUAAGGAGGCACAGCCCUGUGACUCGCUGCAGCGGGGCUGUCUUUUAACCUAGGGGCCGACUGACUGUGCCGCAUAGCUCCCCGGCAGGCCCACCUUCCCAGGAAGUUGGUCGUAGCAUUGCCACAAGCAAGUCCUGUUCGUUUUGUUUCACGUACUUUGGCUUCACGUUGUUUUUCCCUUAUGACCAUGCCUUUGAGUUUACGGCAUUAGAGGGGAGCUAGAGCAUCCUUGUACAGUAUUUUCGGAGUAAAGAAGAGGAGAAUUCGCCAGCAUCAUACAGAAUUUCUAUUUUUGCUUCACAAACGUCGCCUUUGACACAAGACUGUGGGGUAGCAGGAGUCUGUUUGCCAUUUUUUCCCACCGAGAAUCAGGGCUUAAGAACCACCACCCACUUCCCCACAUGGGCAUUCCUGAGAUUCGUGCAGUCUUCCAGCCAGCUCUGCAACCACCAGCGCCAGUUGAAAAUCCCUCUGUUUGGUGCCAUCUGCAUAUUCAACGUUUUCUUUCCAGUAGUUUUGCCCUUCUGCUGUAACAGUCUUCAAUAACCUUAUUGAGACAAAAACCACUGAGAAAGCUCUGAGCUUUUCUCCCUGCUCUUCGACUGCCCAAUUUUUACUUAAUUCAUUGUUGCAAUCGCAGUGAAACCUCUGCAUCCAACACCUACUCAUGGAAGAGGUUACAUUUUCACCUCUAUGGUGAGGUGAUUUGACCAGCAAGUCACUCCAUCCCUCACAGUCCCACCGUCAUCACCACUGCAUAUCCCACGGACAGGCUGAAAGAAGGUGAUCAGAAAAUCAGGCUGCUGCAAGAAAAGAAGGAAUCAAACUCGAGCAUACCGCCAUAUGUUCCGUAGUGUGUCAGACUUUCAGAUCCCACAAGUGUUAGUUAUUUUUCCUGGAAGAGAUUUUAAUGAGCAGCAAGGAGAGGAUGGAAUGAUGCAGACCAGAGGCACAACGUGUCCCAUGGAGCCAGGAUUACAUCUGAAAGCAUUUCUGCUUUUAAACCCUACACAAAUCUUUGCAUUUACCUUCAGAUGAACUGUACACCUGUGUAUUACUCCAGGAGGGAUCUGGUUCCCUCGCCCUGAUGGGUGAUGGCUGCAUUUGGUGCACGGGGAGCAUUGGUGCGGGGUUGGAGCGGCGGUGGUUUCUGCUGCCAGCUGGAUGAGCUCCAGAAACAUGAUGGAACAGCGAGAUCUCACUCCUGUGAAUGUAGAGGACUGUUUCCUGUGUCUUGAGAAGGUGCAGGAUGGCUCCCAAAGGGAAUGUGGACCGUGAGCUUCACUUGUCCUACAUGGUGGCCAUUGUCUCAAGCCUGGAUCCAUCCCAAAGACUCAUUUCUGCUCUUUGUUCUUGGUUACUAGUUCAUUUAACCUGUAUUUUUCCAGUAACCUGAUGUGAAAAUGUACUUCCCAUUUUUCUGUCUCCCACUUCCCCUUAGAUCUCAUGUAUCUGUUUAGGAUUUUGCCUUUAGGCGCGUGUUGCUAUUUAUCACCUUCACAACGCUGCUGUUUUCUUGGUGCCCCCCUCCAUCUCCAAAGAUGACAGCUGUCAUUUCCAAGGCAGCUGAGUCGUUUUUCUGCCUUUCACAAACACACAUUUCUGUAUUUCUGUUCUGCUGUGACUAAUAGAGGUCAGCUACAAAAUACUGUGCAGAAAUCGUUACAUCUCACAGAAGAUGGAGGGAUUUGUGUUUGCUGUAGGGCAGGACCAGACUUCAAACCAACAGCAGAAAAUGAUAGGCAAGCUCUGAGCGCAGGAUUCACACUGAUGGGGAACUCAGGGUUGCUCCCAAAGCUUGCUAUGUUGGACGUUGCAAAAAAGGAUCUUGGAGGUCCUUUUGAGGGGACUGUCAUCCAUGUUUUCAGGUCUCAGGGGCGUAUUAAAGGUGGGAACAGCAAAAAAGAAGCCCAAACAUUGCCACUGAGUGGUACUUACUACCUUUUUUUUUUUCUUUUUCUUUUUUGGUGUUUAUUUUUUGUUUGUUUGUUUUCCUCUGGGACAGUGCUGGAGUGAACGUGGGAAGCAGAGCAGAUGGAGCUGGAGCUGAGGUGGGCACCAACCCACCAGCCCCUCUCAACUCAGCAGCUCCAAAGAAAACACGUAGAGCAGGCAUUUCUCCACAUUCUUCUCACUCAUCCGACAGCUAACACCAGGCAGACUCCAAUUAUAACAGCUACCUUACAGACAAGAUAAUCUUUUCCAUUCCUUCAAGAUUUCUGGAAGGCUCUGUAAUUUCUACACGCAUGUUUCAUGAAAACUUUUGUAAAUACAGUCAUUGUUCAGCACAGUUCUUCACCUUGAACAUCCAUUUGUAAAACCAAACCUAUAAUUAAUAUAUUGGUAAAAGCCAUAGCCUGGGGUCAGUAGAGUUCAUUGCAAAACUCCCCACUGAUUUUACUGGGUACGGGAUUUGGGGAUUUUUAGUUUUACUUUUUUUCUGUGGGGAACCCAAUGUAUCCACUAUGAAUGAGUGCCAUGUCUUUGCAGAGGUCUCCUUUUCCUUCCUAGACCAGCCUUUCUUCAUCUAAAGCAUCCUGAAGCUAUUCCUUCUUUCAUUAGUUGGGCUCAUCAAGUAGCUAGUGGCAAUGUAGGAUGGAUCAGGCCACACCAUUUCAACCCUUCCUCUCCCAAGCAACUUCCAGUGACGCUUUCCCAUCCUUUCUAGCCAGCAGCACUGAACCUUUGUCUCCUACUUAUCUCCCUGGUUCCAUUUAUAUAACAUCCAUUUAUCUUUUUUUUUUUCUUUUUCCUCCUUCAUAAGCGGGGGGGAAAAAAGGACUUUUUAUUGCUUUUACAGACAGUAGGUAAAAAUAGAGCGAUAAAAUUUUGAUUGGAACCUGAUGGCAAAGGUUUAGGAGGAAGAAAGUAAAAGAAUAAAGAAAUAAAAAUAAAAAACCCACAUCCCCUACUUUAAAAAAAAAAAAAAGAAGAAGAA
This is a messenger RNA of Tympanuchus pallidicinctus (lesser prairie-chicken), 4320 nucleotides long. It is a transcript of the gene CALN1, whose product is annotated as calneuron 1. The record is from RefSeq and is a predicted model, not a curated record. Lineage: Eukaryota; Metazoa; Chordata; Aves; Galliformes; Phasianidae. Gene Ontology annotation, molecular function: calcium ion binding. The transcript is spliced from 6 exons. Bases 392 to 1048 code for a protein of 218 amino acids.